AUGAAGGAUCCAAAGGAGAAUCCCUCUAAUGGAAUUAGACCUACACACCAAAUAGAAAAAAUGAAGAACUCAAGGAAUGAACAAGAGGUCAUUGGUGAUCAAUAUGGUAGUUGCUUAUGGUGGAUGACAUAUGGGUCAUUGGUCAACAUGUUGCUUAUGGUGUCCAUGGAUGACAUAUGGGUCAUUGGUCAACAUGGCAAUUGCUUAUGGUGUCCAUGGAUGACAUACGGGUCAUUGGUCAACAUGUACUUCUUCAAAGAUGCAAUCAAGAAAUCAAAGGAAAUCGCUAACAGACAUGCCAUUGGAAGUGAUGGAGAAAAUAAUAGUCGACUUGGAAAAAAUUUCAACAGUCGAGGCUUUCUGGAUGAAGAGUGUGUAGUUGCAGAUUCUUUAAAGAAGCAGGAAAAACGGAUGAAAUAUAUAAACAUAUGGAGGUAG
Lactuca saligna is the source of this 438-nucleotide messenger RNA. NCBI's taxonomy places the organism in Eukaryota, Viridiplantae, Streptophyta, Magnoliopsida, Asterales, Asteraceae. The record is from the annotation of a GenBank genome assembly.